Molecule: messenger RNA, 4191 nt
Organism: Oreochromis aureus
Lineage: Eukaryota; Metazoa; Chordata; Actinopteri; Cichliformes; Cichlidae
Product: TRPM8 channel-associated factor homolog
Exons: 14
Coding region: 659-3412 (917 amino acids)
Source: RefSeq, a predicted model, not a curated record
ACAGGGUGUGGUGGAAGGGAGUAACCUUGUGGAAAUAUACUGAAAGGGACAAGUCCAUGACAACCAUGACAUCAUCUAUGCAUGUUUCUGUGUUGCCUUAUUAAAGAGAUGGAGGGAAUUUGGCUUGUUUGUCCAGCGUGAUGGAACAUUUAGGACCAUUCACUUCUCAGUGCAGGUUAUUUUUUGUCCUGGCAUACAGAAUUUACCUGUGUACAGUAGAUCUGCCUCAUGCUUAGAUUUACAUGUUGCUCAGAGUCAGGACAACUUAGUGCUUGAAUAGCAAAAGAUAUAGUUUCUUACUUCUACCGUGCCAGUCAGAGUGUGGAGUGUUUGUUACAGCUUGACACAAUGCAGACUUACAAUACACAAAUGCUGCUUUCAUUUCUGAAAUGUGGUGGUUGCUGCACUGCAGGCAGCGUUGGAGUUUGCAAACAUCAUGUCAACACACCCAGCUGGAGCAAAUCCUCACUAAGGAAGUUUUAACCAGGAUACACACGGUCGCAAACAGGUGGAGCUCCUGCUGUUUCACCUGUUUUGAAAGCUGGUACUCUGCAGACUAACACCACAAGAAAAUUCAGGUCAACUUGACAUAUAUGAUAUCUUGCUCUCUGCCUUCAUCACCUUCUUCUUCAUCUUGAAAGUACAAAUCCUACAGGCCAUGUCCGACCAGUUAUUCCAAAACCAACAUGAACAGGCCUACAUGUCCCUGAUGAGGGGCCUGAAGGAGCUGGACCUACAGGGACCCUAUGUUCCCAGUGACUUGGUCCUGAUUGGAGACCAUGCCUUUCCUUUAGCAAUGAACAGCCGAGGUCAGGUGCUGAUGGCUGCCUCUCUGUACGGCAGUGGAAGGAUUGUGGUCCUGGGUCAUGAGGGCUACUUGACAGCCUUUCCUGCUCUGGUAGAAAAUGCUGUGACCUGGUUGAGAGGUGAUGGAUCUGAUAACCUCUCUGUAGGGGUACACACAUAUGCCAGUGCAGUUGCUGAUAACCUCCAAAAAUCCAGCUUCCAAGUAGAAGUUGUGGGAGCUUUCAGUGACAAGCUGGGAGUUGGUGUUUAUGUGACCGAUGCCUACAGCGUGGGCUCAGACCCAACAGAGCUGGUGGCAUUUCUGAAAGCUGGAGGAGGGGUGCUGAUAGCUGGGCAGGCGUGGAGUUGGGCUGAAAAUCACCCCAAAGAGAACACACUGCAUCAGUUUGAUGGGAAUAAAGUGUCGGGAGUGGCAGGGAUCUACUUUUCCAAGAACCGUGGUGAAGUGGAGAACCUGCCUGUCUAUCCUCUCAGAUCCUCCUGGGUCUUAGGUAAGGAUUUUGAGGAUGACUUAGAGUUCUUACUCCAGGGAAUUUCAGAGUUCGAGCUCCCAGAGGGGUCAACUUCUUCUGAGGUUCUAGUCCACGGCCCGCUAGCCUUUCCCAUCGGUACCACAGAUGAUGGACGGGCAUUCCUGGCAGGAGCCUACUAUGGAAAGGGACGAGUCAUUUUGAUUUCACAUGAAGGAUUUCUGGGACUCGAGAGCAUGGCUUCAAUUUGGAAAAAUGCUGUUCACUGGUUGGAUGAAGGCCUACUAGCAAAUCGGUUUUAUAUAAGAUUACAUAUGAUGGAGCCUGCACUCAAGCUCCUCAGUGAUUCAGGACUGAAGUGUGAGCAGACAAACUUCAGGGAAGACCUCAGCGUGUUUGUGUGUACAGCGUAUGUCAAUGAGAAUUUGGAGGAAAUCAAACAUUUUGUGGCAGAGGGAGGAGGCCUGCUGAUUGGAGGACAUGCCUGGUGGUGGGCUUAUACAAAUCCUGGGCAAAAUGUGCUAACUGAAUUCUCAGGGAACAAGAUCCUGACCCAAAUGGGAUUGAGCCUGUUGCCAGCAACAAUUGGAGGAGGAUCAUACAAAGCCCCUGUACCCAGCCAGGCUGUUAAAGACAGCUACCACUUUCGCCACCUUCUAAGCCGCUUCGCUGCCCAUGUGACUACAGGUGAAGAACUUAGCCAGCACGAGGAGAGAUAUCUGAAAAAGCUGGGCAGUGACUGCAACAUCUACUUGCAGAUGAAAGCCCAUGACUCCUCCCACUACAGACAAGUGUUGGCCACACUCACGAAUAUAUUAAUGACAUCAGGCCUGCCAGAAGUGAGUGACAGCUGCCCUGUGAACAGUCCCAAAGACCAUCUCCUCCUUGCUCUGGGGACAGAGGUUUAUAAGGUUUCCCCAGAUCCCGAUGCUCUACUGCCCUACCUCAUCAAGGACAACCCAAUGAUGCCUGUUGUCUAUAACCACCGGAUCAAGUUUGAUGUUAAUACAGCAGAUAUGGAAGAGUGGAUCAGCACAGGCCUCUACCUCUCUCCUGGUAUGAAGACCUAUAUGUCCAUACCACCUCAGAUUGUCAACAAGGAUUGGAUGAUUCAGAUAGGGUGCCAAACUGAUUCUCUGCACCACAAUGAGGAGCUGAAGAGACCACCAUCUGUCCAUGAGCGAUUUCCUGUCACCUCAGAGAUGAUACAGGUUUGGAACCUGUGGGGAGGACUCAUCUACCUGGUGGCCCCACCCAAAACACAAGAGAAGGGGUUGUUGGUCACAGUGCAGAUGGCUGUACCUGCUCCAUAUUAUAAGUCUGGUGUAACAACUGCAGCUGAGUGGUCGUUGCUGCGCACAGCUCCUUCACCCUGGGCAGAGUUGGAGUUUGAAAACAUCAUCCUCACCGUACCGUCAGAUGCUGUUCGGGAUCUGGAGCGCCCUGACGAGCUAGCCGCUCUGUGGGAUGAAAUGAUGAGGGCCAUUGCAGAUCUGGCUGCCAAACCACACAAAUUUCCCCGCAAGGAGCGCUUUGUGGCAGAUGUGCAGAUUUCUCACGGCUGGAUGCAUGCAGGUUAUCCUAUCAUGGCACACAAAAUGACAGCUCAGGAGCUGGUUGGUGUUAAAAAAGGUAGUCCCUUGUGGGGCCCCAUCCAUGAACUGGGACACAACCAACAGAGAGCUUGCUGGGAGUUCCCACCAAACACCACAGAGUGUACAUGCAACCUGUGGUCAGUGUAUGUGAAUGAAGAGGUGCUGGGCAUCCACAGGGAGAAGACUGAAGAUGCCAUGACUUCAGCAAACCGACAAAGUCGAAUAAAUGACUAUGUUGCAGGAGGCAGGACGCUUGACAAGUGGGGCUUUUUUGUUGCUCUGGAAACAUAUAUGCAGCUCCAGGAAAGGUUUGGCUGGGAUGCCUUUAAGAAGGUGUUUGCUGCGUAUCAUCACAUGAGUGACUUCCCCGGUGACAACAAAGGAAAGAUGAACCUGUACGUUGAGACAUUCUCCCAGACUGUGGGGAUGGACCUGACUGGUUUCUUUAAGGCCUGGGGCUGGCUAAUAGAAACAGCCACUGAGGAGAAGCUCUCCGCACUGCCUCCCUGGAGUGAUCACCCCAUGACCCAGUAUGACUAAACCGCAGACCACUGCAGUGUGCAGAGAAAUGGCUUCAACUACUAUCAUAAGUUGAAGUGAAUGAUGGGCAACACGGUGAACUGAUUUGGUGUUUGGUGUUCUGUUUUAACAACAUUUAUGAGAGUAUCUGAAUAGAAAAACAGAAAUGAUGUACUGAGGGUCCAGGUAUUAAAUUUAGGUUGAAUUUUUCUUUCUUUGAUUGUGAUGUUCCUGUAGAGGGGAAGUACAGUAGCCUUUCACUUACUGCCAGGUAGAAUAGACUUUCGAUGGUAUAAGGAGUGGGAUCUUUGCCUUUAUUUUAUAGCAGAAAAUAUGACCUGUAAUACAUGUUCUGUUCUGAAAUCAAGGCAUUACACUACUAUAGCAUACAUUGCAAUCAUUUGUCUUCCACUGUGCUCUAUAAAGAAAAAAAUGCAUUAAUGGUCUGUUGUGCUCUUGAUUUCUGUUUGCCAACCUUUUCCAGUCUCUUUUACUGGAUACUUGCACUGCAACGCUUUCCUUAUAUGAAAAGAAGUUUACAAAGAAAUUUACAUUUAAGAGAAUACAGGGAAUUUUUUUCAAGGUUAUACUGUAAGAACUAAUACUAUUAGAGAAGUGGAUUUUCUUGUAUGAAUAACUGCAUGUUUCAUUCGCUCUGCUGUUGUACUUUAAUGUUUAAAUAAUGCUGGUUCAUAACACAGAGGUCAGACUUUAUAUAAACUAACUUUGUCUUUACUUUCAGUACACAUAUAUCUGUUAGCUCACAAUUGAAAUACACUAAAUAAAUGUGAAUUAUACCU